AAAGAAAUCAAUUUCAAUCUUCAUCUACAAUUUAGAAUUUGUAUCUUCGUGUACCUAAACAUCAAUGUUUAUGAAUAAUUCAUGCAAAAUGUAAAUUUUCUGAAUGCGAGAUUGCCACGAUAGAGGUGCAAAACAGCGCGUUGAACAGAACAGAAAAGUUUUUAUAGUUUCGUGCAUUCGUUACUUGUCUUCUAAAUCUGCAAUGCUGCAUGGUGACAUGUCAACAUGGCUGCAGACCAAGUAGUGGACACGCGCGACGUCAUGCAAAUGUUAGACAAUUCAACAAAACCCGAGGGGAUUUUGUUGGUUAGCGGCAAGAGAAAGUCAGGAAAAGAUUACAUCACCGAAAUUUUGCACAAAAGGAUAGGCUCACAAAGAAGCACAAUCAUACGCUUAUCAGGACCUAUAAAAACGCACUGGGCUAAAACUUUGGAGCUUGAUAUCGAUCAAUUGCUGGGAGAUGGAGAGUACAAGGAGAAGUAUCGUCUUGAAAUGGUCAAAUGGAGCGAGAAUCUGAGAAAGAAGGAUUACGGUUAUUUCUGUCGCGCUGCUAUUGAUAUGUAUAAUGCUUGGGACAAGCCAGUAUGGAUAAUAAGCGAUGUUAGAAGAAAAACUGACAUCAAGUGGUUUCUAGAAAAUUUUGGAGAUGUCUGCAAGACUAUACAUAUAUUUUGUCCUGAAGAAGUUAGACAAAAGCGUGGUUGGAUAUAUACACCAGGUAUAGAUGAUUCAGAAACGGAGUGCGACUUGGAUGAUGUAAGCAGCUGGGAUGUCUUGCUGGAGAACGACGAUGACAGUGAUAUAGAAACUAUAUUGCAACGAUUGCUAGACUUAAUUAGCAAAUAAGAGCUUUCAACGCAAGUAACAAGACAAGGGAAAUGUAUCGAUAUAAUUCACGUUUGGCUACACAACUUUGACAGGCUUUGACAUUUGGAUUAGUAAAGAAUUAGUUUAAAAAAUAUAUAUUUUGUACAAAACGUGAACAAAUAAGAUUGCUUUCGAUUGCACAGA
Molecule: messenger RNA, 1011 nt
Organism: Ooceraea biroi (clonal raider ant)
Lineage: Eukaryota; Metazoa; Arthropoda; Insecta; Hymenoptera; Formicidae
Gene: Pmvk
Product: Phosphomevalonate kinase
Biological process (GO): isopentenyl diphosphate biosynthetic process, mevalonate pathway; cholesterol biosynthetic process
Cellular component (GO): cytoplasm
Molecular function (GO): phosphomevalonate kinase activity
Source: RefSeq, a predicted model, not a curated record